CAAACUCUCCUCGUACAUGAUCAAGUAUGCGCAAUGAGCCUAGGACUGCCAUCAGCUGAGGGCGAUCAAAACUUACGGCCUCGGCUCACCUCCAGUCUCUGGAUGCACCAUGUCUUGUGCAUCGAACUGAAGAGAGUUGACCUUCUUGAUCUCCGACAGCUACGGAGGUCUCCGGCGAUUAAUGUAUACAGACCUCAAUGCAGCUCCUGUCCGUCCUCGUGGGACUUGUGCGGAACGGCAGCCAGCCACAGUGCAGAAGAAUGCGUUCAAUUGACCUCUCGGACCAGCCGUCGAUUUGCCGAUGGCUUGGAGGGACCACUUUUAUAGUCUACUGCGGCGAUUCACUCGGACAGGCAUGAAGCCACACCCUUGCGCCGUGUCGUAAGCAUCACACUAACCGACAAUUUACCUUCUUCGUCGGGCACGGUAUCCGCGACGGUUGCGCACUUCUCCGCUCGGUUCA
Molecule: messenger RNA, 463 nt
Organism: Dichomitus squalens LYAD-421 SS1
Lineage: Eukaryota; Fungi; Basidiomycota; Agaricomycetes; Polyporales; Polyporaceae
Exons: 1
Coding region: 34-327 (97 amino acids)
Source: RefSeq, a predicted model, not a curated record